GAGUUAACCCUUUCGACCCCGGGGAGGGAAGAGGCGGGAUGCGGCUGCCUCGCCCUCGCUUUGCUUUCUGUCCAGUUGCCUUCCGUCCUUCUCGUCGCGCCGCCGCCAUGGCCCAACUCCGUGCCUCUUCUUCCUCGUCGGUCACCACCUUUGACUACCUGGUGUUGGGGGGCGGCUCGGGCGGGUUGGCCAGUGCCCGACGCGCCGCGCAACUGGGAGUCCGGGCUGCUGUGGUUGAAAAAGGGCGACUUGGAGGCACUUGCGUGAAUGUUGGGUGUGUACCUAAAAAGGUGAUGUGGAAUACUGCUGUCCAUUCAGAAUUCAUCCAUGAUCAUAUGGAUUAUGGUUUUAAAAUAGCUGAUGUGAAGUUUAAUUGGAAAAUAAUUAAAGAAAAGCGUGAUGCUUAUGUGAAGAAACUGAAUGAGAUCUAUCAAAAUAAUUUGAAUAAGGACCACGUGGAAACCAUUCGUGGGCAUGCAUUAUUCACAGCUGAUCCUGAACCUACAAUUGAAGUUGAUGGCAAAAAAUAUACAGCACCUCACAUACUGAUCGCUACUGGUGGGCGACCUGUAAUUCCCAGUGAAAGUGAAAUACCAGGAGCCAGUUUGGGAAUCUCUAGUGAUGGCUUCUUUGAACUUGAAGAGUUGCCCAAGCGAAGUGUUAUUGUUGGUGCUGGAUAUAUAGCUGUUGAAUUAGCUGGUAUUCUUUCUGCAUUAGGCUCCAGGACAUCCUUAUUGAUACGUUUUAAUGAGGUGCUGAGAAAUUUUGAUUCUAUGAUCAGUUCAAACUGCACUCAAGAAUUGGAACAUAAUGGAAUAGAAGUCUGGAAACAUUGCAAGAUUCAAUCAGUUACAAAAUCAGCUUCAGGGCUCCUGGCAAUAACAGUUACAUCCUCUUUUCCUAAUAAAAAACCUACUGUGAACACCAUUGAGAAUGUUGAUUGUCUCUUAUGGGCCAUUGGUAGAGAGCCCAGUACUGAGGAGCUAAACCUUGACCAAUUGAAUAUUAAGGUAGACAAGGCAGGCCAUAUUAUUGUUGAUGAGUUCCAAAAUACCAGCAGAAAGGGAAUCUAUGCUGUUGGAGAUGUAUGUGGAAAAGCACUCCUUACACCAGUUGCAAUUGCGGCUGGAAGAAAACUGGCACAUAGACUUUUUGAAAAUAAAAAGGAUUUUAAAUUGGACUAUACCAAUAUUCCGACUGUGGUUUUCAGUCAUCCACCUAUUGGAACAGUGGGACUAACAGAAGCGGAAGCCGUGAAUGCAUAUGGAGAAGAGAAUGUGAAAAUUUAUACAACUUCUUUUGUCCCCAUGUACCACGCAAUAACAGAAAGGAAAACAAGAUGUGUGAUGAAAUUGGUCUGUGCCACUAAACAAGAAAAAGUGGUAGGACUUCAUAUGCAAGGUUUGGGGUGUGAUGAAAUGCUCCAAGGUUUCGCAGUAGCUGUCAAAAUGGGAGCAACAAAGGCUGACUUUGAUCAAACGGUGGCUAUUCAUCCAACUUCUUCAGAAGAACUUGUUACACUUCGUUAAGCUGUACAUAGCUUGGCUUUUCCCAUGGUGAAUUAAGUUUUGUUUUGUUUUUUACAAAAUUGUGCAAUUCAAGAGAAGUCUUAAUUCUGCUGUUACAAAUUUGUAUACAUGGAUGUAAUUUAUAUUAUACUUGAAAACAGUAAUUUUGGAUUUUAAAACGUCUCCUUUUUUAGCUUGAUUUCUUGUGACCUUUUGGACAUAUUCAUAGUGACUUUGGCAUCAAUACAGAAGUUAUCUGCCAUUGCUUUCUGGCAUGUUGUUUUCAGCGUAGCCUUUAGUGUUUCCUAAUAGUCUCCUAUCCAAGUACUGAUCAGAUUCAACCCUACCUAGUUAGCCUCUGAGCAGAGACAAAAGUAGUAAGAUGCUACCACGUGUUGAGACUGCAAUAGUAAAAUGUGCUAAAAUGACAAGCAAAUUAUCAUAUAACUUCAUUCUUUAAGCCCAAAGAGGAAAUAAAAUCUUAAGAGUAGAGCAGAAAAAAACCCAUUUUGGGCUAUGGAGGAAGUACUGCAAUCAUAAACUCUAUAGUAAUUAGUAUUUUGGUUUACUGAGCCUUGGAUUGUGAAAGAUGCCAUUUCCUGCCUAUUGGGAAAUGUAACCCAUGUAGAAUUUAGCCCACAGGAGUUUAGUAAGAGCACUACUUUACUAUUUACUAAUCCAUAUUCUGUAAAACUCUAUAAACCUUUUGUUUAAUUUAUGUUAUCCCCCUAUAAAAUUAAAACCCAAUAGGUAGGCUAUUCUAUGUACCUUCCUACAGUUAUUCUUUUGGAUUUGUUUCCAACAGAAAUUACCAAUGUACAGAUAUUUGUAACUAAAAAUUAGGGAACAAGUUUUUCAUCACAAGAAGUAAAUUCUACCAAGCAAUAUCACAUUCUAUAAAGCAUAUCGGCAAGAGUUCCCAUUCAGCUAUAACCUUAUUAAGCAAUAUUAAUUUCUCUGUUAUGAGAAUUGAAAAAUAUGGAUUGGGGAGAUGGCUGCAUCCUAAGUGAUAUAUACAACUAUACUCUUCUGUUUGUUAUUGCCGUGAGGCCCAGGAGGCAGUAGGGCUGAUUACUAUCACCUAUUUAGCACAGCCUAGGAACACAUAUAGCUUUUAUGGGAUGCUAUGGACAUGGGUGACUUUUGUUCCACUGCCACCUCCCUAUAGAUUUAUAUAAUUGUAUAUAAUUAUAUAACUAUGUAUAUAAUUACAUAGAUUGUGUGUGUGUGUGCUUGCUUCUUUGCCAUGUUCUUAUCAUAUGCUAAAUAAUAUACAACUAUAUAUUCCUAAUGCAUUUCUGAAUCAACAGCCAGUAAGAUGAUAUUUAUUCACUUUCACAAAAUAUUUGCAGUUCAAAAUAUUAAUUCUAAAAUAUACUUGCACAUAAGUUCUGUAUUAGAUAAUGCGACUAAUGAACAUCAUUCUAGGAAUUUGUCCCAUUGCAUUUCCACAAAUACUAAAUUAAAUGGGAUGUAGGAAGUUUUGUAACACUUGUGUCCUAUUAAGAGAAUUAAGCUGUUUGUAUUUUAUGUUGUUUACUUUACUUUAGUAAGUUUACAGCAUCAUUUUGCCCUUUGUUUAAAAGAGAUUUUAACUUGAGAUUUCAGGUGUACUAUUUUAAAUUCACUAGUUUAAAUAUGAAGUCUUUACCCUCUUGGAUUACAUUUACCAAACUUAAAUAUAUUUUGGUUUAAAAGAAUACAAGAUGGUGGUCAUUUUUAAUUUCAUCCUAAUAGUAGGCCUGAAAAUUUAAUUAAAGAAUUAUAUAUGCUAA
This is a messenger RNA of Pantherophis guttatus, 3283 nucleotides long. RefSeq names its product glutathione-disulfide reductase (gene GSR). Gene Ontology annotation, biological process: cell redox homeostasis; cellular response to oxidative stress; glutathione metabolic process. Gene Ontology annotation, cellular component: cytosol; mitochondrion. Gene Ontology annotation, molecular function: glutathione-disulfide reductase (NADPH) activity; NADP binding; flavin adenine dinucleotide binding. Lineage: Eukaryota; Metazoa; Chordata; Lepidosauria; Squamata; Colubridae. The record is from RefSeq and is a predicted model, not a curated record.